CAUACCAGGAAACCUGCUGUACAAAGUGAUCAACAUGUCAUCUGAGGAGGAGACGUCUCAGACUUCCUCUUCCUCCUGCUCUCCUCCUCCUUCCUCUCCUCCACCUGCCUCCCACUUCAUCGGCAAGAAGGAGGACAUUGUCAAGGCUGGGCGUGUGACCAAGACUGUUAAUGGUUGCAGAGAUGUACUCGUCCUGUACCACCAGGGGCAGCUUCAUGCUAUGGAUGUGCGCUGCUACCAUUCAGGUGGUGCAUUACAGUAUGGAGACAUUGAGGAGUUUAACGGGCAGCUGUGUAUCGUGUGUCCGUGGCACAAGUACAAGAUCACACUAGCAGAAGGGGAAGGGCUCUACCAGGCUGUGGACGAUCCCACAGCCAAACCCCUGAGGACACACUGGCGCUCCAAGGGCGUCAAACAGAGGAUUCACAAGGUCACUGAGGUCAACGGGAACGUAUAUGUAACACUGAACGACUCCAGCGAGCCCAUCGAGUCAGAUGUCUACCAGACUGAGAAAUAUAGGACUGGCUUACUGAAGACUCAGCCAAAACCCAAGAAAUAAUUCGACACUAGGAGGAUUAUUCAACCAAAAACACUUGGCUUCAAGGACAAUGAAAAGCAUAUCAAAACCCUCAGAAUCUGUUUAUCACUAUUAUAAUUGUUAUUUCAAAAACUGUUAAUAUGUGUAUGAGCUAUUAAGAUUUAUAUGAGUCAAUCUAAGACAGAGAGGGAACUAUCUGACAAUAAAUAUCAUUAAAAUAUAAAUAAAUAAUUGGAGUUAGAUGAUUAUAUGGGACAUUCAAACAGCAGCUGCAGGAUUUUUAAUCACUUUCAUGUGAAUUUCUCUGUUUCAGUUAAACAUUCAGAGAAAUUUUGAUUUUUCUUCUGUCUACUUUCACUGCUCAGGACUGUGCUCAUGCUCUACUGGACGCAGCUUGUUUCAGCUAAAUCAGAAAACAGGGCAUUACUGGAGACAUUGGUCCAGUCAGUAGGUUUGAUGCAAA
This is a messenger RNA of Plectropomus leopardus (leopard coralgrouper), 1001 nucleotides long. Lineage: Eukaryota; Metazoa; Chordata; Actinopteri; Perciformes; Serranidae. The record is from RefSeq and is a predicted model, not a curated record.